AUGAAGAUAAUCCGAAACCCGGGUUUUCUCUUUCUCUUCUUUUAUCUUCUUGGAUUUCUUGGCGAUUCUCCGGUGGAUGCAGCAGUGAAGAAGUACCAAUUCGAUGUUCAAAUGAAGAACGUAAGCCGGUUAUGCAAUCGUAAACCGAUGGUCACGGUUAACGGAAUGUUCCCUGGACCGACGGUUUACGCAAGAGAAGGUGAUCGGGUCAUCAUCAACGUCACUAACCAUGUACAAUACAAUAUGUCCAUCCAUUGGCAUGGGCUUAAACAGUACCGGAACGGUUGGGCAGAUGGUCCAGCAUACAUAACUCAGUGUCCCAUGCAGACCGGGCAGAGUUAUGUUUAUGAUUUCAAUGUGACCGGCCAACGAGGGACCCUCUGGUGGCACGCACAUAUCCUCUGGCUACGAGCCACUGUGUAUGGAGCUAUUGUGAUCUUGCCUCAACAGGGAAAUUCGUAUCCGUUCCCACAACCAUACCAAGAAACCAACAUAAUCCUCGGAGAAUGGUGGAAUGGAGAUGUUGAGACAGCGGUUAACCAAGCCAACCAGUUGGGCUCAGCGCCUCAGAUGUCGGAUGCUCAUACCAUAAACGGAAAACCCGGUCCGCUUUUUCCAUGUUCCGAAAAACACACAUUCGUGAUAGAGGUCGAAGCGGGCAAAACAUACCUUAUAAGGAUUAUCAACGCGGCUUUAAACGACGAGCUGUUCUUCGGUAUUGCCGGCCACAACAUGACGGUGGUGGAAAUCGAUGCGGUCUACACUAAACCGUUCACAACCAAAGCCAUUUUAAUCGGACCAGGACAAACCACAAACGUUCUUGUCAAAACAGACCGUUCUCCAAACCGCUAUUUUAUGGCAGCUAGACCAUUCAUGGACGCUCCAGUACCGGUAGACAACAAAACAGUAACCGCGAUCCUUCAAUACAAAGGCAUACCAAACACGGUCUUACCGACCUUACCAAACCUUCCUUUACCAAACGACACAUCAUUUGCUUUGGACUAUAAUGGAAAGCUCAAGAGCCUUAACACACCAAAUUUUCCGGCUCUUGUACCGUUAAAAGUGGACCGGCGACUAUUCUACACGAUCGGGCUAGGCAUCAACCCGUGCCCGACCUGCGUGAAUGGGACAAAUCUUGCCGCUUCUAUAAACAAUAUCACAUUCAUUAUGCCGAAAAUCGCGCUCUUGAAAGCUCAUUACUUCAACACCCCGGGAGUUUUCAGGACUGAUUUUCCGGAUAGACCGCCCAAACCGUUUAACUACACUGGUGUGCCACUCACGGCUAACCUUGGGACAUCUACGGGGACUAGACUGAGCCGAGUUAAGUUCAAUACAACAAUUGAGCUCGUCUUGCAAGACACCAAUCUCCUAACCGUUGAGUCACACCCUUUCCAUCUUCACGGCUACAACUUCUUUGUAGUUGGAACCGGUGUUGGAAACUUUGAUCCCAAGAAAGAUCCGGCUAAGUUUAAUCUCAUUGACCCGCCCGAGAGAAACACCAUUGGAGUACCCACCGGUGGUUGGGCUGCCAUCAGAUUCAGGGCUGAUAAUCCAGGUGUUUGGUUUAUGCACUGUCACUUGGAAGUCCAUACAAUGUGGGGUUUGAAGAUGGCUUUCGUCGUCGAGAACGGGAAAACACCUGAGCUUUCCGUCCUACCACCGCCCAAAGACUAUCCGUCCUGUUAA
Messenger RNA from Arabis nemorensis, 1686 nucleotides. The record is from the annotation of a GenBank genome assembly. NCBI's taxonomy places the organism in Eukaryota, Viridiplantae, Streptophyta, Magnoliopsida, Brassicales, Brassicaceae.